AUGAAAUAUGAACAGAAGUUACUGCUGGGAACCAUUUUGGUGGCCACCACAGCGCCGUUGGGUUUGCUGUGGCUGGUUUCGAACGAUGACGGCAUGACGUUGGAACUCUUAUCGGCUGCCAAAAAGUACACUCAGAUUGGGCUGGAUGAAACGCAGAGAGGAACCCUCGAUUGGAAUCCACGGCUCUUUGAAACCUCGGGACAAAAAUGGGAUGAUUUGAUUUCUACAGGCAAAAGCUGUCUCUGGAAAGAAGAAGAAAGCAUCCACACGAAUCAGGAAUCCGGUGGUGGGAUCCAACAAGAAAAAAAAGGCGGUUGGCAGUGUCAAGAUUGCGGUACUACAGAACGAGACAAAUGUGUGCCACUCGAACCAAGAGGAAUUUGUAAGCUUUUCAACCUUUUGAAUUGGGAUGCCAGCAGGCAUCGUAAAACGGCACAUUUUCGAACCGAAGCCUUUGAUCACGCCACUGGAUGGGUGACCACUCAUGCCACACAUCCCACCAACUAUGAACAGGCCCCGUGUACGUCGGAUUUGGCGUUGCCCUGUUUUGACCUGUCACGCUGCCCCAAGGAUCAACCCAUGAAGGUGUACGUUUACACUUCGGAAAAGAAUGGUCAUUUGACAGAAACUGUAGAUUUGGCAUCGAAAAAACUGCCAGGAGAUAUAGAAUGGACCACCAAGCACGAGGAAGCGUGUCUUUUUGUGGUGUCAGAAUUGGCAUUUGAGACCAAAGAAGAAAUGCUCAACAACCCACAGUAUAUGGCUGGUCAAAACCAUUUUAUCUGGAAUUCGGGUGUCUUCUUUGGAGCUCAUGGCGAUAGGCCUCAUCCGCACCACUUCAAUUUUGAGUUUGCUGCCUUGGCGGCGGGAGGGUUUACGGAUGCUCACUUUCGUCCCGGAUACGACAUGAGUCUGCAAUUGCCACAAGUCUGGAAGCGACCCAAAGAAACGACCCACUUGGAUUUGCAUCGUCCCAGGCGACUGCUACUAAGCUUCAAAGGAGUUGUGGAUAGCUAUGAUGCCAAGCACACGAUUCCAUUUCAACACCACCGAUGGUUGGCAUUGGAGUAUUGGGAUACAGGUCCCGAUAUUUUUGUGGAUGUGAGGUGUCCAUACGACAAUGUCGACUAUCAUCAUGCCAAGGAUCAGUCUGACGCUACAUCAUCCUAUGGAGAGUUGCUCUUGAAUUCCACCUUUGCAUUUGCUCCUGGUGGUGGUGGAGCCAGCAGUUUUCGCUUCCAGGAAGCUCUAGCAGCGGAUUCAAUCCCCGUUGUGGUUUCCUAUGUUGUACUGCCGUACUCACCUGAAAUUGAUUGGUCUGGGUGCGUCGUCAAGGUCUCCGAGGCCCGUAUCGCGGAUCUCCCUCAAAUUUUGCGAAACAUGCCAGAAUCAGAGAUUAUGGCACGAAGAGACCGGUGUCGGGUUCUCUACCGUGGACUCAUUGGAAGGGAACAAGACGACAAAACUGGAGACUGGGACAUGGCAUCGCACGCGGGGCAUGCCUUUUUGUUUGCCUUGAAGAUUUGGCGGCAACGAAUUCUCAAGGCUCAUUUGUUGCAAGAAUUGGUGGGGGAGCUGGAUACUAUGGUGGUUCAUACCGCGCUGCAUGAGAGCGAGUUCAAAACCAAUGAACAUUUUUAUUGA
Molecule: messenger RNA, 1644 nt
Organism: Seminavis robusta
Lineage: Eukaryota; Bacillariophyta; Bacillariophyceae; Naviculales; Naviculaceae
Source: the annotation of a GenBank genome assembly